This is a messenger RNA of Sipha flava (yellow sugarcane aphid), 2801 nucleotides long. Its product is annotated as serine/threonine-protein kinase 33-like. Gene Ontology annotation, cellular component: nucleus. Gene Ontology annotation, molecular function: protein serine/threonine kinase activity; ATP binding. The record is from RefSeq and is a predicted model, not a curated record. Gene Ontology annotation, biological process: protein phosphorylation; positive regulation of apoptotic process; intracellular signal transduction. The coding region runs from base 556 to 2706 and encodes 716 amino acids. NCBI's taxonomy places the organism in Eukaryota, Metazoa, Arthropoda, Insecta, Hemiptera, Aphididae. The transcript is spliced from 7 exons.
CGAUCGGACCGCGCGCGGGCAGUGCGUUUGCGAACGCGAUCAACAGCAGUCGACGGUCCGCGCGGACGACGUGAUGUCGUUGAUGGUCAGACACACGAUAACCGUUGCAGGCACUUGGUACAAAUAGUCCGGUAGUUCGAUCACGUUUACGCGGUAAAUUUUUUUCGUUUUCUAUUCUCUCUCUCUCUUUCCGCCAAUCGUUUCGAUUCCGUACCGUUCGUGUACGUCGAAUUCGGAUAUAUUUUCACUAGUAACUGCACGCGCGCGUGUUUUAUAGACGUCUCCGAGUUCGUGCGUUCGAUUGUCGUCAUUAUUAUUACUAUUAUUAUUAUUAUUAUUAUCGUCGUCGUCGAAUUACUAUCCUCCUUGUGAUUUCCCCGAGUUCUGCAUUGGGUCUCCAGGACAUCCGCCGCUGUUGUUUUCGAGAUACCCGGUUUUCGGUUUUCCGUCGAGGAUCGUACGUCCGGUCGAGAUAAAUCUUUUCGAGCGCUCGUACACACGUUUGCAUUCGUCCACCGAGCGAUCGGUGUCGAUACACGCCAAGUCCGUGCAAUUAUGUUGAUAUACCCGACGGCGGGCAGCGGGGCGAUCAGUAGCCGAAUGAACGCGUCGGGUGGCGGACAGAAAGGCGGCAGGGCCGCGGCAAAGGGCGCCGUGCAGCGCAAGGCUGAAGCCAACAAGACCAAGAGCAAGCAGACGGUGCUGUGGAAGCACACGGACAUUGAACAGGGAGUGGUUGUGGUCGACGAGAAACAGCUCAUGCGGCUGGUCAAGACAGAGCCCAUCGAAAAUUACUACCGUCUGGACAACGAACCGUUCGCCAAGGGUCAGUUCGCCUCGGUUAGACGGUGCACUUCGAUCGAGACGGGUGAAGUGUUUGCCGCCAAGUUCUCCAACCGCACGAGAUUCGGCGAGGACUGCAGUCCCGACAUCCACCACGAAAUAGCCCUGUUGUCGCUGUGCUCGCCGUCGCCGCGGAUCACCAAGUUGCACGACGUGUUUCAAACGCCCAAACAGUUGAUCAUCGUCAUGGAAUACGCUCCUGGAGGCGAUCUACAGAAAGUCAUCGACGACGAUAACGUGCCUUUUGAGGCCGACGCGGUCAAGUUCAUACAUCACGUGGUCGAAGGCUUGGCGUACAUGCACCAGCGAAAAAUCGCUCACCUAGACAUUAAACCGCAAAACCUGGUCCUGAUGGGCGCGUUCCCUACGUGCGACGUGAAACUCUGUGACUUCGAAAUAUCAAGAGUGAUCCUGGAGGGUACCGAAAUCCGAGAAAUUCUCGGCACGCCAGAUUACGUGGCUCCUGAGAUACUUCACUACGAACCGAUCACGUUGGCCGCAGACAUGUGGUCGCUGGGCGUAACCACGUACGCCUUGUUGACGGGGUUCAGCCCGUUCGGCGGAGACACGGACCAGGAGACGUUCUGCAACAUAUCGAAUGCGGACAUCGACUUCCCGGACGAGCUGUUCGAAGACGUGUCCGCGGAAGCGGUGGACUUUAUCCGCAAACUGUUGGUCAAGGACCCCAGGGAGAGGCUCACGGCCAAGGAGUGUCUGAAACAUCCGUGGCUGGCCAACCUGCGCAAGUCGUCGACCGCUGGUAGCGGUGCGGGUACGACGCAACACCAACAACAGCAGCAACAGCAAUUUCAGCCGCCGACGGCCACCAAACGGUCCGGGUGCAACACGUGCGCGGCCGGAACCGGCGGACAGUCGGUCACGAAACGUGGUGGUCUGCAGCAGUCGUAUCUGUCCAAGUCGCGGGAAGCGCUGUUCGAGCGAAUCGUGUCCAAGCACAUGCGCCAGAAGAACGACUCGUCGAAACGGUCGUCGCUGAUGCUCGAGUCGCAGUACGCGUCCAGCCGCAUGUGCGAGAGCCACGCGUCGCUGGUGUCCCGGUCCCGGUGCGGCGCCCGGACGUUCAGCAAGUCCAAGGAGAAGCUGUACGGGCUGAAGAGCCUGUCCCGGUCCCAGGAUGUGUUGGACAUGUGCAAGAGCAUCAAGGACCUGAACGAGGUGGACAAGAUGGCCACGGUCGGCAGCCUGCUGAUGAGCCUCACCGGCGUGUCCACGUUGCCCAACUCGCUGUGCUCUUCCACCGCCAACAUAUCCGUGUCCCAAGGCCACAUGUCCGACGGGUCCACCGCGUUCGAGGACGACAAAGAGAACGUGGCGAGCAACGGCGACCGGGACGCGACCUGCGCCGCCACUGCAGCCGCCGAAGACAAUAUUACCGAUAUGGACGUCACCACCGCCAACAGCGAUGCGGACACCGCGAGUACCACGACCGCGGUCUCUCCGACGGACGCAUCGCGGUCCGGGUCACCGGCCGGUAGCAGUGCUAGCAGCGUAGAACACUUUUACCAUUCCGACGAGGAGCCCAGGUUCAGCGUGGCCCAGCUGGUCAAAGCGUUUGACACGCACCAGGAGGCGGUGACCAAACGGUCGCUGAAGGUGACCAUGGACCCGGUGGCCAAGCUGAAGAGCGCGGCGGAAGAGUCGUCGAUCAGCGCUGAGUUCCCGACAGGGCCGAACGCCCUGCGGCUAUUCAUACCCAACAUUGACAUACGGGGUGGAGCGGUCGCGAAGAGGACGCGCGGCGAAGCAGGAGGCCGGGACGACGAAAGCACUCGCAGUCCGAACUCGGAUGAUCGUCGCAAACGAUCAAACGUAAACGACCGCUGCGACGCGGAAAAAAACUGACGAUCACCACUGGUGCAGAAUGUGUAUUUAUUUUAACAUUAAAAUUUAUUUUUUUUUUUUAAUUCUUGUGUAAAAAAUGAUUCUCUAUUUUUUCU